Molecule: messenger RNA, 4728 nt
Organism: Cherax quadricarinatus
Lineage: Eukaryota; Metazoa; Arthropoda; Malacostraca; Decapoda; Parastacidae
Source: RefSeq, a predicted model, not a curated record
UUCCCCUGGUUCUAAUAAUGGAUAAUGAAGCCGGGUUCGUUACGGUGUCAGCAGCAGCGGUCCUAUAAUCCUCAAACUGGACAGGAUAGGAACCAGUCCUGUCAGUCAUCACUUCCCAGAAACUUUCGGACUUUAGUCAUCAAGAUGCCAAGAUCAAGAUCAAGAUCUAAAAAGAGGAAGAGUGGCAAGAAGUGGAAGCAGAGUAGUACAGAGAAGAAUGAUGACAUUAGGAACAAUAUUGUUUCUGAAGUAAGAACGGUGGGCACCAGGAGUGAGGUGCCACCUUCCUCACUGCCACUGUCUGCCCAGCCCAGCUCACCCUCGAGUUUCGAUGGACUUGUUACUUCCAUAGACAAUUCUGAGAUUAGCACAUCAAACGCCCAGCUGAAGCAGCACUUGAUAGAGCACCAUUGUUCACUAGUGGAAGAGAAAGCUGGACUUUCAACCUAUGAGAUAAAGACUAAAGAUCUUCACAAGGACGAGGACCACAAGAUACAAGUUAUGACCAUUGGACCUGAGAAUAAGGAAGCCAUCAAGUCAGUCCUCCUGCUGGGGGAGACAGGUGCCGGGAAGACUCGUGCCAUCGAUGCCAUGAUCAACUUCCUCUUUGGUGUCAACUUUGAAGAUAAUUUUAGGUUUAAGUUGAAAGACCAAGUUGACAGAGAUUAUCUUCAUCAAGUAGAGAGUCAGACAGAGUAUGUCACUGCCUACAUUGUCUAUCAUCAAGAAGGAAUGCCUCUACAGUGUAAUUAUAUGUUGAUAGACACACCCGGGUUUGGCGACACCAGAGAAGAUUAUGAGAAAAUUGCCAUAGAGAGAAUGACUCAUUUCCUGACAAAUGAUUAUGGUAUUGAUGAUCUUAACUGUGUUGCUUUAGUAGCCAAGGCAAAUCAAAACAAGAUAACAACACACCAUAUAAAUAUGCUUAAAGAGUUUAGCUCUGUUCUUGGGAGAAACAUUGGUAGUGUAACACGUCUUCUAGCUACAUUUGCCUCAGAUGACACUUGUGAGGUCGUUAACGUGGUGAAGCAUGCCCAAGUAGACUUUGUCAACUUCUAUAAAAUGGACAACUGGCCUUUAUAUGUGUCACAUAGUAACAAUGAUUAUAGCAGAAAUAUUCUUGCUUGUCUGAAGUAUAGAUGGAUGAAUAUGCAGGAAAUUUACAGUUUUUUUUUUAAAGAUUUAGAGAAUUGUUUAGCAGUGAGUCUCAAACAAACUAGAAACCUUUUACUAGAAAGGAAACUCCUAGAGGAAACCAAAAAUAGAUUGAUGAAAAAUGUAAAGUGCUUAGCUGAGCUUGACGACACAAUUGAAAAGUUUAAAUACUCACUAAAGGACUUGAUGGUUGAGCUAAGUGACAUAAAUUAUAUCUACACAGUACGGAGGGAGAAAAAUAUUGCGGUUUUAGUAGAAGGAGAUUACCACGUCCACAACUGUAGUAAGUGUCGUAGUACCUGUACAGGACAUCAUGAAAACCUAACCUUCGGUGAAAUUGCUGGACCAUCAGCCGCAGUUGGACUCAUUGCAGGAAGGGUGUUUUCGCCACUUGCUGGUGUGGGGGCAUUAUGCACUAUUGCAGCUGCACUUGCUACUUCCUGUUCCAAAGUACCCUCCACGGGAAAAUGCAGCAAGAUAGGAUGCUUUCACAACUGGAUGGAUCACAAGAUGGAAAAAAAAGAAUACAUCACUUUAGUAACCCAUGAGGAGAAAAUUGACUAUUUUAUGAAAAAUAUGUAUGAUAAAAAGGAGGAACAGAUUACAGAGAUGAAGAAAAAGAUUGAACAGAAUGAAAAGGCCAGGAAUAUCAUCAAUAAGAGGCUCAUUAGUGAUGCCAAGGCCUUGGAAGGUCAUACCAGAAAUAUAUCAGAAUUAAGCCUGGGACACGAAAUUUUGAGCCCACCAUUGAUAAUAGACGAGUUGAUCAUUCUAGAAAGAGAGAACAUAGGUCAUAUACACCUCUUAAAGAUGGUGAAGGAGAUGGUCAGUACAAGUGCUGCACAUAAUUAUGAGUCUGCUAACUUGGAUUCAGUUUAAUGCUAAAUGAAUUGCAAAAAGCAUUAAAAUUAAAAAAAAUGCAUAGGAGAAUGCAUCAGUGCAUAGCAGAAUACAUCAAAAUGAACAACAAUGUUAGCAGAAUACAUCGGAAUGAAAAAAUGAGGAAAUUAACCACAAAAUCAAGACUAUAUUGCAUCAAAAGUGAUGUUGUAUGUCAUUUUCAACUCUUCCUUAUUGAAAAGACGUAAUAUAAAUGUAUUUAAAGUCAGAACAAGUACGGUGCUUAAACAGCCUAAUCAUUUAUAUUACUUCUUGUCUUGUUUAUUAUGUUGUGUAUCCCCUUACUUUAUUGGCUCUAUCUUUACCCUUUUAUAUCAUUAUUAUUAUUGUCGGUUUUAUUAUUUCUGCUAUUAUUAUUAUUAUAUGCAUUAUUAUAUUAACCUUUUCAGGGUUAGUGCCAUACUAGUACGGCUUGCACGCCAGGAUUGGUCCCGUACUAGUAUGCAUAAAUUCUAGCACCUUCAAAUCUAGCGAGAGAAAGCCAGGUCUUUGUGGUCAGUGUGCACAAUAUGAAAAAAUCUUGCAGCACACGGUGGAUAAUGAGGAAAAAAAAACUCCGACCGUAUUUUUGGUUUAAAACAGUGACUUUGCAGUGUAUUUUUGUAUGCUAUUUAUGGUUGUAUUCUAGUUUUCCUGAUCUCAUUUUAUAGAAUGGAAGGCAUAUUACAGAAAUUGAGAUGAUUUUGAUUGGUUUCACAAUGAAAAGUACCUUGAAAUUAAGCUCAAAGUAGCAGAAAUGUUCGAUUUUUGCCAAAGUUCAAAAGUAAACAAAUCAUGCCACGCGUCAACACACGUCAACUGGCAAGUCUAAUAUUCUUUCACAGGUGCGCUGAUAUUAUUUAUACCAUUUCUACACUAAUGCAGCAGUCUGCAUAACAGUAAAUCUUCUAUUUAUAUGUGAGAAAAAUUCAAAGUGGAAAGCAAAAUAAAUGUAAGAGAGGCCUGGGGACAUGACUAAUGAACAGAGGAAAUGUUAUUUUAGUUCCAGGAAUGUCUGUCUUGUUUAUUUUGGACCCUAUUUGGAAAUUAGCAUCUUUUGAAAUUUGUGUGAAAUUGGCAAAAUUGCUAAUUUCUGACCACUUUAUUGGAUAGUUGAAAUCGGUAAAUAGGUGGUUUCUUGUACUCAUUCGAUAGAAAAAAUGGAGUUCUAGUGAAAUAGUUAUGAUUUUUUUGACUGGAACAUGGGAAUUGGCCGAAAAUAGGGCUCAAAUUGGGCAAAAUCAUCGAUGCGUAAACAUCGUCGAGACCGCUAACUUCGUGAGAGCAUAAUUCCGUAAGUUAUCCAUCAAAUUUUAUACUACUUUUGGUGUCAUUAUGAUCGGGAAAAGAUUCUCUAUCAUUUCGUAAGAAAAAAUAAUUUUUUUUUUUCCAAAAAAUUUCUGACUGAGAACAAGUUUUGGAGAGGGCCUGCCGACCCUGAAAGGGUUAAUAUUGUUAAUUUUAUUAUUAUUAUUUUAAUAUUAUUGUCAGUUUUAUUAUUAGUUUUAUUUUAGGAUGACACAACUCGAGACCAUCAAAAUAUCGACUUGGAUUACAGCCAAUAAACUUAUACUUAACACUGACAAAACCUAUUAUAUUAUGUUUGGUAGCAGAGCAGGUGUUGCGCAACUUAACACUAAGAUCGACAACACUAAUUGCCAGACAUAAUGAGGGCAAAUUCCUAGGCCUGUACCUCGACAACCUAAAUUUCAGCACCCAUAUCCAACACAUAACAAAAAAAGUAUCCAAAACGGUGGGGAUCCUCUCCAAGAUACGAUAUUAUGUGCUGCAAACUGCCCUUCUCACACUAUACCAUUCACUCAUUUAUCCAUACCUCACCUAUGCUAUUUGUGCUUGGGGAUCAACUGCAGCAACACACCUAAAGCCAAUAAUAACCCAACAAAAAGCCACAGUAAGAAUAAUCACUAAAUCCCAUCCCUGGCAACACACCUCCCCACUCUUCAUAGAUCUAAACUUACUCCCUGUUCAGAACAUCUACACUUACUACUAUGCAAUCUAUAUCUACACUUACUACUGUGAAAUCUAUAUCUACAGGACCUUAAAUUCCAAUAUUAACCUUGACCUAAAAUGCUUUCUUGAUAGUUGUGACAGGAUCCACAGGCAUAACACCAGACACAAACAUCUCUAUGACAUUCCCCGUGUCCAACUAAACCUUUACAAAAAUUCAAUGGAUGUCAGAGGACCUAAAAUCUGGAACACCCUACCUGAAAACUCUAGAACUGCGGACACAUUCAUCACUUUCAAAACUACAGUUAGAAAACAUCUUAUCUCCCUGAUAUACCCCGUCAACUAACUACAUGAAAACCACCUGGUGGUUCACACUUACACUCACUCACCCAUUGACUAUAAACACAGAAAUACGAAUCUUAAUCUUAAAAUAAUGAAUCCUAACUAGUCAUAAGUUUGCCUAUGAUACUCCAAUAUAGACACUAUGUUUUGUGCCAAAACAAAAGCAGUCACAUUGCUAUAAUGUAGUCACUUAGCCUUAAUACCAUAAUCUGUAAUAAUUUAAAGUUAAGAAUUAUUCUAAGUCUGCCCUAAAUGCCUAGCCAUGCUAGGUGUCCUCGUGGCCCCCUCCGUAAUUAGUAUUUUAUAACAUGUAAACCACACAAUAUCCAGAAUCCAUAAACCCCACAUUGUAAUCCUUAUAGAGAAUAAACUUGAUUGAUUGAU